Mirounga angustirostris (Northern elephant seal) is the source of this 1045-nucleotide messenger RNA. It is a transcript of the gene DNAJC5, whose product is annotated as DnaJ heat shock protein family (Hsp40) member C5. Gene Ontology annotation, cellular component: membrane; intracellular membrane-bounded organelle; presynapse. Gene Ontology annotation, biological process: regulation of synaptic vesicle cycle. The record is from RefSeq and is a predicted model, not a curated record. NCBI's taxonomy places the organism in Eukaryota, Metazoa, Chordata, Mammalia, Carnivora, Phocidae.
CCUGCCCCGUCCGUGGCUCCAACCUGCGGAGCCCACGUUCUUCCGGGGGCGCGCGCGCCUGUGCGGGUGCGUGCGUGAGCGUGCGUGAGCGUGCGCGUCCCCGCCGCCUGUGCCGGUGCUGCUCCCGCGCCCUCUGCCGCCGCGGCCCCUGCCCCGCCGCCGCAGCCGCCGCCGCUCGGGGUCCCCCAGACGCAGCCCCGGCUGAGGACCGCGUCGGCCGGCUGCCCAGCAGCGCCGCGGAGCUGAGGAGCGGAGCCGCGGAGCCGGCGGGAGGGCGGGCGGGCGGACAGAUUAGCCUACCAUGGCCGACCAGAGACAGCGCUCACUCUCUACCUCUGGGGAAUCACUAUACCAUGUUCUGGGGCUGGACAAGAAUGCAACCUCAGAUGACAUUAAAAAGUCCUAUCGGAAACUUGCCUUGAAGUACCACCCUGACAAGAACCCCGAUAACCCAGAGGCUGCAGACAAGUUUAAGGAGAUCAACAACGCCCACGCCAUCCUGACGGACGCCACAAAAAGAAACAUCUACGACAAGUACGGCUCGCUGGGGCUCUACGUGGCCGAGCAGUUUGGGGAGGAGAACGUGAACACCUACUUCGUGCUGUCCAGCUGGUGGGCCAAGGUGCUGUUCGUCGUGUGCGGCGUGCUCAGCUGCUGCUACUGCUGCUGCUGCCUGUGCUGCUGCUUCAACUGCUGCUGCGGCCGCUGCAAGCCGCGCGCGCCCGCCGGCCCCGACCCCGGCGUCUACGUGUCCCCCGAGGACCUGGAGGCGCAGCUGCAGUGCGACGAGCGGGAGGCCGCGGACUCGCCCAUCGUCGUGCAGCCGGCGUCCGCCACAGAGACCACCCAGCUCACGGCCGACUCCCACCCCAGCUACCACACCGACGGGUUCAACUAAGCCCAGGAGCAGCUGCGACGGAGGACAGCUCGGCCCCCGGCCGCUUCACCCGUAGAACCACGGAGCGUAGUCCCAGAGAUGGGGAGGGGGGCAGCUGCCGGCCCCCGCGGCCCUUCCCACCUCUGCGCCCCGCCCGCCCGCCCGUCG